This is a messenger RNA of Vitis riparia (riverbank grape), 1055 nucleotides long. Its product is annotated as pyridoxal kinase-like. Bases 201 to 1040 code for a protein of 279 amino acids. Gene Ontology annotation, biological process: pyridoxal 5'-phosphate salvage. The transcript has 9 exons. Gene Ontology annotation, cellular component: cytosol. NCBI's taxonomy places the organism in Eukaryota, Viridiplantae, Streptophyta, Magnoliopsida, Vitales, Vitaceae. Gene Ontology annotation, molecular function: pyridoxal kinase activity. The record is from RefSeq and is a predicted model, not a curated record.
UGCUCGCACUCAACGGCAAAACGCCAGUGGCAAUUUCGCAAAUUUACCACGUAUUCCCACACCAUAAAUUCCAAAAUCAAACCAAAUCUAAGCCUUCUCUAUGCUACGUUCUCGGUCUCCGCUCUUGAGCCGUCUGCAGCCGGCGAGAAUCUCGGGCAUCUUCUUUUUUCCGGUACAUAAGCUUCUCGAAGAAAUCGUUAAUGGCGGCGCCACCGAUCCUUUCGCUUGCUUUGCCCUCGGAGACCGGACGAGUUCUCAGCAUUCAGUCUCAUACUGUGCAGGGAUAUGUUGGCAAUAAAUCGGCUGUCUUUCCCCUUCAGCUACUGGGCUAUGAUGUCGAUCCAAUCAAUUCAGUACAGUUCUCAAAUCACACAGGCAAGCUGCUUAUACUUCACUCAAACAGUCUCAGAACUCUGAAGCCUGAAAUAUGUCAACUUGAAUAUCUUGCAGGAUACCCAACUUUUAAGGGCCAAGUUUUGAAUGGACAGCAACUAGGAGACUUAAUAGCAGGCCUGGAAGAGAAUAACUUAUUAUACUAUACCCAUUUGUUAACAGGUUAUAUUGGUUCUGUUUCUUUUUUGAAUGCGGUAUUAGAAGUUGUCCAUAAACUCCGUUCUGUUAAUCCAAAGCUGACAUAUGUUUGUGAUCCUGUGAUGGGUGAUGACGGAAAGCUCUAUGUCCCAACAGAGUUAGUGGCAAUCUACCGUGAGAAGGUUGUUCCAGUUGCUUCAAUGUUGACUCCUAAUCAGUUUGAGGCAGAACUACUAACUGGGUUCAGAAGCUGUAUGCUCCAGGAAGCAAGACAUGUUAUGAGCUGUGGGAGGAUUGUGGCUGAAAAAGAUGGUAGGGAAGCUUGCAACAUUCUUCAUGCUUCUGGACCUUCAAAGGUUUUGUUAUAUAAUUGCCUAUUUAACCUCUUUAUUUCUGGAAUGCUUUGUAUUUCUCUGAAUAUGCAUCCAUAUCAUCUUGGUCUUGUAUUUCUUUUGUUCCUCCUAUCUGUAUAUCAUUUAAGGCUCCUGAAUUUUACUUUUUCACCCUGAGGAAAUAACUUUUGA